This is a messenger RNA of Pseudophryne corroboree (corroboree frog), 3735 nucleotides long. RefSeq names its product T-box brain transcription factor 1 (gene TBR1). The coding region runs from base 228 to 2252 and encodes 674 amino acids. Lineage: Eukaryota; Metazoa; Chordata; Amphibia; Anura; Myobatrachidae. Gene Ontology annotation, biological process: cell fate specification; regulation of transcription by RNA polymerase II; regulation of neuron projection development. Gene Ontology annotation, cellular component: nucleus. Gene Ontology annotation, molecular function: DNA-binding transcription factor activity, RNA polymerase II-specific; RNA polymerase II cis-regulatory region sequence-specific DNA binding. The record is from RefSeq and is a predicted model, not a curated record. The transcript has 6 exons.
UUUCAUCAGUUCCCCAUGCAGCAGGAUCAAAAGUGAAUGUUGUCUUGUUGCUGCAUGGAGUCAAUUGGCCAAUCUGUACGCCCAAGGAAAAAAAAAAGUGGAUCAAAGCUCUGUGAGGAAGCACCAAGUGUUCUAGACUUACUAAGACAUUAAUUGUCCCCCCUGCAUGUGAGCUUUAUGUGAGUGCUUUCCAAUAACGGGGCUGAGGGGUUAGUUGGGUGCUAGCUAUGCAGCUGGAGCAUUGCAUCUCUCCCUCUAUCAUGCUCUCCAAGAAAUUCCUCAGUGUGAGCAGCAGCUACCCCCAUCCAGGCGCAUCUGAGCUGGCUUUGCAUGAACAUCCCAUUAUCUCCACUGCUGACAGCCUAGAGAGAAGUUCACCUUUGAAAAAAACUACCAGGGGGAUGACGAAUCAGUCAGAUCCAGACAGGUUCCCUGACUCCAAGGACGCACCAGGGGACGGCCAGAGGGGUAAGCUGUCUCCUGCCUUGGAUGGGGUCUCUGAGAUUCGUCAUAAUUUCGAUGGCUCUGCAGCAGAUCGCUAUCUCCUCCCUCCUCAGCCCAGUCAGUCCCAGUCUGCAGCUCCUGCAACUACUAUGUUCCCCUACCCAAGCCAGCAUGGACCUGCUCACCCAGCAUUUUCCAUCGGGAGCCCCAGCCGGUACAUGGCUCACCACCCAGUCAUCACCAAUGGAGCUUACAACAGCCUCCUGGGCAACUCAUCCCCACAAGGAUACCCUGGCACCGGAUACCCAUACACCCAGCAGUACGGGCACUCCUACCAAGGGGCACCCUACUUCCAGUUCUCCACCGCGCAGCCUGGGCUAGUCCCGGGCAAGGCUCAGGUCUACUUGUGUAACAGGCCACUCUGGCUGAAGUUUCACAGGCACCAGACUGAGAUGAUCAUCACCAAGCAAGGCAGACGUAUGUUUCCAUUCCUAAGUUUUAAUAUCUCUGGUCUGGAUCCCACGGCACAUUACAAUAUUUUUGUAGAUGUGAUUCUUGCUGAUCCCAAUCAUUGGAGAUUUCAAGGGGGCAAAUGGGUUCCUUGUGGCAAAGCGGACACCAAUGUACAAGGUAAUAGGGUGUAUAUGCACCCGGAUUCCCCUAACACUGGAGCACACUGGAUGCGCCAGGAAAUCUCAUUUGGGAAGAUGAAACUUACUAACAAUAAGGGAGCUUCCAACAACAACGGCCAGAUGGUCGUCUUGCAGUCCUUACACAAGUACCAGCCGCGGCUGCAUGUGGUAGAAGUAAAUGAGGAUGGCACAGAGGACACAAGUCAGCCUGGCAGAGUGCAGACGUUCACCUUCCCAGAGACUCAGUUCAUUGCUGUCACUGCCUACCAGAAUACUGAUAUUACUCAACUCAAGAUUGACCAUAACCCUUUUGCCAAAGGAUUCAGAGACAAUUAUGAUACGAUCUACACUGGCUGUGAUCUGGACCGCCUCACCCCUUCACCCAAUGACUCUCCUAGAUCACAAAUCGUGCCAGGUGCCCGGUACUCCAUGGCCAGCUCAUUUCUGCAAGACCAGUUUGUCAGUAAUUACGCAAAGUCUCGAUUCCAUCCCCCGGGAUCAGUGCCAGGGCCAGGAUCGGACCGCAGCGUACCCCAUACCAAUGGCCUCCUUUCUCCACAGCAUGGUGAGGAUCCUGGGGCUCCUUCUCCGCAACGCUGGUUUGUAACCCCGGCUAACAACCGAUUGGACUUUUCAGCUGCUUCUGCCUAUGACACUGCCACGGACUUUGCCGGCAAUGCGGCCACGCUAUUGUCUUACGCGGCUGCGGGAGUAAAGGCUCUUCCCUUACCAACUGCAGGUUGCGGAGCGCGCUCACUUGGUUACUACAGUGACCCUACUGGAUGGGGAGCGCGGAGCCCGCCGCAAUAUUGCACCAAGACCGGAUCUGUCUUGUCUUGCUGGGCACCAGGUGGCAGGGUAGGAGCUACAAAUCCCUAUCUGGCUGGGGCCGAAGAAUCCGAAAGUUUAACUGCGGACAGGUCCCCUCUGGGCGAGGAUACUAAACCCAAAGACCUAUCUGACUCCAGUUGGAUCGAAACGCCUCCCUCAAUCAAGUCUAUGGAUUCCUCAGAUUCUGGGAUUUAUGAACAGGCCAAGAGAAGACGACUUUCCCCCUCGGACCCAGCAGUGUCUGGUAGUUCCUCGCCACUUAAAAGUGAAGUUCUGCCCUCUAGAGACUGUGAGAAGAACUGUGCCAAAGACCUUGGCUAUUAUGGCUUCUACACACACACUUAAACUCUUCAUUGUCUCCUUUUAGUCCGUCAGCCAAGAUCUACUACUUUUAAGAACACCCAAUGACCAAGUUCUUUGAAGUGGUCUUUGGACCUGCAGCUACUUUACCUACAUUCUCUGUAGAACAAAAGAGAAAAGGUUCCGCGCUCACAGCAGGAGGCAUACAAGGUACGUUUGACCAACGGCCAUUUACUAUAUGCCCGUCAAGAUGAGAGAACUCUAAAAUUGUUUGAGUCACAUUACAGACACCUUCGCUUCAACAUUGCAUCCCACUACUUCCUUUCUUGGUCCUCCGUACUGAAGCACGCACCACAAGUCUCGCCCUUGCUUCAGCACCAUGGACAGUGGUGGAUUCAGCACAAUGUAGAGCGACUCUUCGGCAUCCCAAGUUGGAUGAACAGAACCUAGUAGUUUCAUCAGCUGCCUGGGCAUGGCGUUUUUCAUUUGUAGCAGUCUUUUUGGGAGAUUGUCGGCACCGCACUCAUACAGCGCUUCCUCCCAUGGCAAUUAUCAUUCAUGGUAGGGAUGUUGAGAGAAAAAAACAAAAACUAAAAAUCUUGCAAUGAUCCUCUGAAAUGACUCUACAUUUUUGUAAAGUUUGUAAAGUCACCAGCACUAUUUACAUUGUCCCAUUUUUAUUUAUUUAUUUAUUUAUUUAUUUAUUUAUUAUUACCGUCUUUUUCAGCAAUCCCGGUGGAUAAAAACACUUUUAAAAGAAUAACAUGUUUACACAGCUAAGAUCACUUAAGUAUUUUAUGUCCACUGAUGUCCAUAGGACUUGCACAAUAGUCGUGUCAUAUCGAUCUCUGUCUUUUUAAGGGCAAUACAUUUUCAUGGUACAAUAUUAUUCUAAAAGUUUAUUUUCAAUUUUAUUAUUAUUGUGCCAAAUACAAAAGUUUGCCAAACACAAAACCUUAUAAUCAUCAAAAUAUUGUCCAUUUUAGGUAUGUGUUUUAUUUCUUUUUGCUAGUUUAUUUAAUUCUGUUUUUAAUAUUUUAUUGUAAAAACACUUUAAUAUAAUAACGUAUGCUUUUAAGUUUCUUAGUUGCUGGUGACAUAGUGUAGUGGAAAUAAAAUGUGAAUUGUAUAUUUAAUGCAUUUUUAGGAUAAAUAUGUCUUUUUUUCAAUUGAAUAGGUGUCCUAUAAAAAUCUAGUUGUAUUUAUUUUUUGACUUUUCUUGUUAAGGUAACCUACGCAAUUAUGUACUGUGUAGAAAAUAGACUUUUUGUUUAUUUUAUACAGUUAUAAAUUGUUAUAUCCCAAAUAUAUAAACACCAUAAAGAGAAAAUUAAAUUUUCUCCAUGUCUACAUAACGGACUCAUUUUUCUCCAUUACAGAGUUUUGUAAGUAUUUGCUUUUAUUUUAUUUUAUUUAUUUUGUCUGUGAGAUCGAUACGUUAAAAGACAAUGUUCUCCUUAGAUGUGUUUAGCUUGUUUGUGUUGUCUGUAUUGCGACUACUAAAAUAAAUUCAGACAAAAACUUUAAA